AUGAAGGCCAAGAAACCUGCAAUCGCUGCUGCGGGUACCUUCUUUGGCCUCUUUUCGUUCUCUCAAAUAUACCAAAACGUGUUGUUCGAACGGUUAACGCCGUGGUCGGAGCGCUUAGAAGAGAAGGCUUGGGUAGGAUCAUCAAAAUCUUGGGUAGAGCGCAAGACAUGCAACUGGUUUGGACUGUGUGGUCUUUCACACCUGGACGAGUCGCAAUGGACCAGCAAGAUCGAGACACAGAAUCAAGGUGACAAAGUAAAUCUUACGGAAUUCUGGCAUGAUGCGCAAGCCACUCUGGAGGACUUACCCUCACAAGAGCGUGAGGUGCCCCAAUACGUCCUUGAUUACGCGCCACUUAUUUAUCUCUAUUCUGGGGAACAAUACUGGCCAGGCGACAUAGUGGAGCAUUUAAUCCACACCACCCCGCAUCUCAACUACACGCCUCUGCAAGCGACUAGCGACCAUCCCAACCUUACCAAUUUGGGCGAUUUGAACAAGUGGGGUAGAUUCGUCUAUCUGCAAAGUGAUGACAAUGUCGAGGACCGACCAAAUUGGCUCGGGGGAGAGACGAAUAUCCCUAGUGCACCUGGUGGCGACGAGGAUGAUGAAAGUUGGAGAGACCACGACCGUGGCAAGGGGCAUUAUGAAGAAGACAAAAGCGGCAAGAACUCCAAAUGGUUCCACGUAGGACCAGGCGAUGCAGAGGAGAGAGGUGGCAUCGUCCCGGCAUCCACAUCCCCUGGCCACCCGAUCCCGACCAGAACACCUGAGGGUGACGAGCUCGUUGAUAAAUACGGGACAUGGCAGCCCGAGUUACGCAGUCGACAACGACGACGUCAGCUUAUGGGGAAGAAGGUCGUCGGUGGUAGGAGUGACGCGCCUGCAGUGCUGGUCACCGUGCCCAAGGGUGAUGGCGUCGUGGAUGCAUUCUGGUUCUUCUUCUAUUCUUAUAACCUGGGCAAUGCAGUAUUCAACGUCCGUUUCGGCAAUCACGUUGGAGAUUGGGAGCACACUGUUGUGCGCUUCCACAACGGCGAGCCUAAAGCAGUAUUCUUCAGUGAGCACAGCUUCGGUGAGGCAUACACGUACGAGGCCGUCGAGAAGAUUGGCAAGAGACCUGUUGGUUUCUCUGCCACUGGAACGCACGCAAUGUAUGCGACGGCUGGUGUCCAUCCAUAUGUCCUUCCUGGCGGCAUCCUACACGAUGUGACUGAUCGCGGCCCGUUAUGGGACCCUGCCCAGAACAUGUACUCAUUCACGUAUGACUACCGAACCGACAAGUUACUUAGCUCGAACCUUACACCAACUGCCCCCACCAGCUGGUUCUACUUCGCAGGCCACUGGGGCGAUAAGUUCUACCCGUUGAGCGAUCCACGACAAUACCGAUUUGUAGGCCAGUAUCAUUACGUCAAUGGUCCGCUCGGACCACGUUUCAAGAACUUGGGUCGUCAGGAAAUCUGCCAAGGAAACGGAGAAUGUGUGUUGAAGAAGUGGAUUGGAGACAGGCGCGGGACAGAGACAAAGCGAUACCCUCAUGUCGGCCGUGGCGAAGAGAUGAGCGAAGAAGAUGCGAGGCGUGUGUUCGGCUCCGAGUUUGACUCUGCAUCAUGA
Parastagonospora nodorum SN15 is the source of this 1611-nucleotide messenger RNA. RefSeq lists its product as hypothetical. The record is from RefSeq and is a predicted model, not a curated record. The transcript is spliced from 2 exons. NCBI's taxonomy places the organism in Eukaryota, Fungi, Ascomycota, Dothideomycetes, Pleosporales, Phaeosphaeriaceae. The coding region runs from base 1 to 1611 and encodes 536 amino acids.